Messenger RNA from Lentinula edodes (shiitake mushroom), 912 nucleotides. RefSeq lists its product as uncharacterized. Bases 1 to 912 code for a protein of 303 amino acids. The record is from RefSeq and is a predicted model, not a curated record. NCBI's taxonomy places the organism in Eukaryota, Fungi, Basidiomycota, Agaricomycetes, Agaricales, Omphalotaceae. The transcript has 10 exons.
AUGGCUCAAUUGUCGGAGACAAUAAGCCCAUUAACUGGACCUCUCCGAGCAGCUGUCAUUUGCUUCUUCGUGUUCCAAUUAAUGGGACUUGUAUUUGCCAUUCUGGCGCUGGUCGCCGGAGUCUUCUCGACGUCUUCCCGCCGUGCCUCCUGGUGGAACUUUAUUCUCUCCUGGGCGGUUUUUGCGUUUUCAUACACCCUCCUUCUUUUUGAGGGUCAUGCAUUUGAAGGCACCCCGUCCCGCAGUAUAUGUAUGCUGCAAUCUUCGCUUACCUAUGGAGCACCCCCCUUCUCCUCGGCCUGUGCUUUGAACCUCGUGCUGGAGUCAUUGAUUGCACCUUACGUUAUUUUCAUAACUGUCAUUCUCAUCUCGUUGGGUGUCGCUCUGACCGACCCAGAUGUGAAAUUUACUGUGGUGGCGUAUUGCAGUUUGGAGAAUCAUGUUCCAGGCCGGAUUACAGCAGGACUUGUGGUUAUCCUUAUUAUCGCUGUGCUGUUCUUCAAUGCCAAUUUUUAUAUUGCUUUUCGGCGCCACCCAUCGUUCUGCUACCAAGGAUUCUACAGGUCAGCUCUACUGAGAAUAUCUGGUUUUAGUUUGUUCAGUCUGUUUGCCAUUAUCAUUGGUCUUUUCUUUUUCUUACUCGCGUUCAUUGGGAAACAUAAUUCUGUCAAGGGACUCAUGGAGCUCAACGUAAUUCUCUCAUUAAUGCCUGUUGCGGGUACCAUGAUUUUCGGCAGCCAUAAAGAUCUUCUUGAAGCAUUGAUGUUUUGGAAGAGAAAAGAGCUUCUUAAUGCCAAUGUCCAGGAUAUUCCGAUGGUUGACAUGACACCCCAUAUCUCAGUCUGUAAAAACACAGAAAAGCCCCUGCCUCCGAUUCCACAAGAACUAGACUUAGAUUCUGAGUUUGACUGA